Aspergillus fumigatus Af293 is the source of this 495-nucleotide messenger RNA. RefSeq lists its product as uncharacterized. Bases 1 to 495 code for a protein of 164 amino acids. NCBI's taxonomy places the organism in Eukaryota, Fungi, Ascomycota, Eurotiomycetes, Eurotiales, Aspergillaceae. The record is from RefSeq and is a predicted model, not a curated record. The transcript is spliced from 3 exons.
AUGACAAUUGUCAAAGCUGCCGUACGGAGGGAGUGCGAUAUGACGAUCAUCGAUUCUGGCCUCUUCCACCGAUGCGGUUACAAUCAUAGGGAAUGGGUCACCCGCGAAAGCAUGUUGAAGCCUCCCGAGCCCAUCAACCAGGUGGGUGGAUCGAUGACUGACGUGAGGAUUCGGGGUAGAACCGUAGAAGUUACCCCAUUACUGCAACUGCAAGGUAUUAAUAAUAUUUACUCCGUACCCUGGGAUACUAAGGUAUCUCGAGUAGUCGAAUCCGGAAUGGGCUGUGAUGCGCAAUUACGGACCACUGUUGCGCCCACUGGCCUUCCCUUGAAGAGACAGUAUUUGGAUACAUGGGCGUCGGGAAAGUUGGCCAUGACCAUUCAGGGGUUGAUUAUCGAGAACCGUGAGGAUGAUGGACUGCUUUACCUGCUGCACGUCCACCAGAGCCUCAAGGGCCACAAACUUGACGCUCUCUGGAAGUACAUACAUAUCUGA